Molecule: messenger RNA, 2138 nt
Organism: Carassius carassius (crucian carp)
Lineage: Eukaryota; Metazoa; Chordata; Actinopteri; Cypriniformes; Cyprinidae
Product: bone morphogenetic protein receptor type-1B-like
Exons: 12
Coding region: 153-1661 (502 amino acids)
Biological process (GO): protein phosphorylation; dorsal/ventral pattern formation; cellular response to growth factor stimulus
Cellular component (GO): signaling receptor complex; plasma membrane
Molecular function (GO): transforming growth factor beta receptor activity, type I; SMAD binding; ATP binding
Source: RefSeq, a predicted model, not a curated record
CGCCUGAUGUUCGUGUGUGCAGCUCUCGAGGAGCUCAGGACGCUCUCUGACGGACUUUAGAGGAUCGGGAAUGAAGAUGUUGAGAGAUCUGAACAUCAUAAAUCCAUAAGGAGCUUCAUUCAUCUGCAGACUGAGCGAAUGUGCUGGAAAGCAUGUUACAGAGGAAUUCUGGGAAAGGGACGACGGGCGGCGGUAAGGAGAACAGCGGCAGCGCGACAUCGGUGAUACCAGAGAGGAUGUUAUUGUGUCACUGUUAUCAUCACUGUCCUGAAGACUCCACCAACAACACCUGCAGGACUGAUGGUUACUGUUUCACUAUGGUGGAGGAAGAAGAGGGCGGCUCUCCAGUGCUCACGUCCGGCUGUCUGGGGUUGGUGGGCUCAGAGUUUCAGUGCAGGGACACUGGGAACGCUCGACUGAGGAGGAUCCUGGAAUGCUGCACCGAUCAGGAUUUCUGUAACCGAGACCUCCAUCCGAUGCUGCCUCCGCUCAAGAGACCCGAUCAGGACAGCAGAAUUCUUCACAUAGCUCUGUUCUCCUUAAUGGGCGUCUUCUUGGGUGUCAUCUUGCUGGGUUUCAUCACCUACUGCUACCAUAGAUAUAAGCGUCAGGGGAUGCGGACGCGAUACAGAAUGGGUCUGGAGCAGGAUGAGACCUUCAUUCCUGCUGGAGAAUCUCUGAAGGAUCUGAUCGAACAGUCUCAGAGCUCCGGCAGUGGAUCUGGACUCCCUCUGCUGGUGCAGCGAACCAUCGCCAAACAGAUCCAAAUGGUGAAGCAGAUCGGGAAGGGCCGUUACGGCGAGGUGUGGAUGGGUCGCUGGAGGGGCGAAAGGGUCGCCGUCAAGGUUUUCUUCACCACAGAAGAAGCCAGCUGGUUCAGAGAGACUGAGAUCUACCAGACCGUCCUAAUGAGACAUGAGAACAUCCUGGGUUUCAUCGCAGCAGAUAUCAAGGGCACUGGCUCGUGGACGCAGCUGUAUCUGAUCACAGACUAUCACGAGAACGGCUCACUGUACGACUACCUCAAAUCCACCACGCUGGACACCAAAGCUCUGCUGCGACUGGCGUACUCCGCCAUCUCCGGACUCUGCCACCUGCACACCGAGAUCUUCGGCACGCAAGGCAAACCGGCCAUCGCUCACAGAGACCUGAAGAGCAAAAACAUCCUGGUGAAGAAGAACGGCACCUGCUGCAUCGCUGACCUCGGGCUCGCCGUCAAAUUCAUCAGUGACACUAAUGAAGUGGACAUCCCACCCAACACACGGGUCGGCACCAAACGCUACAUGCCUCCAGAGGUGCUGGACGAGAGCCUGAACAGCUGUCAUUUCCAGUCCUACAUCAUGGCAGACAUGUACAGCUUCGGCCUGAUCCUGUGGGAGAUGGCCAGGAGAUGUGUUUCCGGCGGGAUGGUGGAGGAGUAUCUGCUGCCGUAUCACGAGCUGGUCCCGACCGACCCGUCCUACGAGGACAUGAGGGAGGUGGUGUGUGUCAAGAGACAGAGACCCUCGUUCCCCAACCGCUGGAGCAGCGACGAGUGUCUGCGGCAGAUGGGCAAACUGAUGACCGAGUGCUGGGCUCACAAUCCUGCGUCCCGUCUGACCGCCCUGCGGGUGAAGAAGACGCUCGCCAAGAUGUCCGAGUCUCAGGACAUCAAACUGUGAGAAGAGCGUCGCUCCGUCCCGAUGAGACAAGGGCUUUAUCCUGCUUUCUGUGAAAGUUUAUUCAAGCCGCUCACCGGACAGAGAAACACCGCCCCCUGCAGGACACCACGGGUCACACUCCUUCAGAUAAACACUGAACACCCAUGCAGCAAACAAACCACUCAAAUGUAAUGUAUUUUCCAACUCACACAACAUUACAAAUGAAGCUUUUUCCUUCACGUUUUCCAGAAGAAUUCGUCCAGUCGUUUCCUCACUCCUCGUAUGAAUAAAUAUGAAUGUACAUAUUGAAUGGCAUGAGUUAAAAAGAAACGUUUUGGUGCGUUACACCAACGGUUGUACAGGAUGUUUUCUUUCAUGUUGCCUUGUGCCUUAUUUAACACACAUGUAAAAGUCUAAUAUUUCCUAGUUCUAUGUAAAUGGAGUGAUAAAUAGUGUUUAACAUUCCCGUCCCUUUAAUAAAAUGAAGGUCUGACAUGC